Sugiyamaella lignohabitans is the source of this 5976-nucleotide messenger RNA. It is a transcript of the gene CDC39, whose product is annotated as CCR4-NOT core subunit CDC39. The transcript has a single exon. Bases 1 to 5976 code for a protein of 1991 amino acids. Gene Ontology annotation, biological process: nuclear-transcribed mRNA catabolic process, deadenylation-dependent decay. NCBI's taxonomy places the organism in Eukaryota, Fungi, Ascomycota, Dipodascomycetes, Dipodascales, Trichomonascaceae. Gene Ontology annotation, cellular component: P-body; CCR4-NOT core complex. Gene Ontology annotation, molecular function: molecular adaptor activity. The record is from RefSeq and is a predicted model, not a curated record.
AUGGACUCAUCUUUGGUGGACAUUGUUCAACCGAGCAUCAGAGAUGGCCACCUGGACAGGGCCAAGCUCAAAUCCUUGAUUGAAUCAAAGAAAGUAAGCACUACUAGUCAGUCUAUUUCAGGAUUAUUAGCCGCAGUGGCAGGUCACAAUGAAUGGCCAGGUCUAGAAAUUGGCCAAGCAAUUGCAGAUGCCGAUACUGGAGCCGUAGAAUCGUUGGACUGGGAAGCAGUGUUUGCAUUAUUAGAGCAGCCGCCCUCUGCCCCACCAUCAUCAUCACAAAAAAAUUUAGAACUGAGAAUUUCCAGCCCUGUGUCGUUGACUAAUGUUGUUGCGGCAAUCGGUGGUUUAUCCGGACCCUUCACAAAAAACAACGAGGAAAAUAAAGCAGUAGCAACAUUUUUCGGAAGGAAGUGGUCCAUUUUGCAAAACCAAGUGGAUAUCUUGGUACAUGCAAGUGAUCAACAAAAGCAUCUCAAUUUGUCAGUAUAUGGCUUGAGGAAGGUCAUUGAGGCCAGUGAUUUUGCUCAGUCGCCGCCUCAUGUCCAGUCAAUUGCGAACAAUUUGGAGAGUCAUCCAUUGAAUUAUAGGCAUCUUAUUGUUCUGUCUUUAGAUGCGAUUUGCAGGGAGGAAGAUCCUGCUGUUGCCUCAGCUAGGUCAUUUCUUGACAGGUUUGCCAAGGCUAUUCCUGAAAUUUUUUUCUUAGGUGGUAUUACUAUUCCGAAGCCGUGGCAUCCGUUAUUAGAUCGUGUUAUUGGAAAUUUCUUUGAACUUUUUUUCGCUGGCCACGCCUCCCGUCAACUUGUGUUUGUCCAGCUUGCAAAGGUUGACAAGAACUUUUUCUUUGAUUCAUUAGUUGAAAUAUUCGAGCGCGACUCAGGCAUGAUCAAUCAUAUUCUUUCUUUAGCACAGGAUGCAGAAAUUUUAGAGGAGUUGCUUUAUUUGAACCACUAUAAUUUUGGUUUAGAGCUAGCUACCCAGGCAGACAAACAAAAUCUUGUUCUAUUUGAUACAUUUUUGAAGAAGUCUCUAGAAAAAAUACGUGCAAUAGGAUCUAAUUCCUCUGACCCACCUGAGUAUCCAUUUGUAAUUUCUCUAUUAGACUUUCUGGAAGCUAAGGCUACUGUUGAAUAUACUCAGCCUCAAGUAGCAGGGAGUCCACCUACAGGUCUCAAUUUGAGAUCAGUGGCUGCUGCCUUAAACUUUGUUUCAAGCGUAGAGAUUCCUGCAGACAGAAUAGAGAAAUUGAAGGCUAUUCAAAUCCAAUGCCUGCAGUCAUAUCCCAAGCUUAUUAAUUUUGGCCAGGGUCACGAUGACGCUAUUCUGGCACAUGGUGAUAUUAAUUCAUUCCCACCGGAAGUUGAAAGAGAAAUGAAGCUCUAUUAUCAAAAAAUGUAUGAACAAAAGAUCGAGAUUCGUGAUAUUAUUACCAUGCUUCAAAGACUGAAGAAGUCAGACGACCCAUUGGACCAAGAUGUUUUUGCUUGCAUGGUCCAUUCAUUAUUUGAUGAAUAUCGUUUUUUCCCGGAAUAUCCGUUGAGCGCUUUGGCUACCACUGCAGUUUUAUUUGGCUCACUUGUAUACUUUCAACUAAUUGAGGGCCUUCCCUUGUCUAUUGCAUUGAGAUUUAUUUUGGAAUCUCUCAAGCAGCCUACGGACUCCAACAUGUUUAGGUUUGGAUUACAAGCGUUGUUUGAGUUUAGACAAAGACUACAUGAAUUUCCCAAAUAUUGCACGAUUUUACUUGAUAUCCCUGGUUUAGUUUCUCAGCAGCAAUUUUAUCAGCAGAUCAAAGAUAUAGUUGAUAGGGGUCAGAAUGCAGAGGUCGCUAGCCAGAAUCAUCAAUUAGAAGAAACUGAGCUUGGACCUGGUGACUUUAGAUCUGUGAGUGCAGUAGUUCCCAUUGACAACUCGCACCAAGAAGAACCCUCUGAGGGAGUAAGCGAUAAAGUACUCUUCAUUGUGAAUAAUAUUGCUCAGAACAAUGUGGCUUCCAAAUCAAACGAACUCGCUAGUCUCUUGGAACGCCGGUAUUAUGCUUGGUUUGCGUCUUACAUAGUCGGACAGCGAUCGAAGCAAGAGCCUAAUUACCAUGCCUUAUACAUAGAUAUGCUGCGUCAUAUCGGCAACAGGGAGUUAGAGUUGCACUGUCUGAAGAUAACAUACUUUCAUAUCACCCAGCUACUCAAUUCUCCCGAUACUAUUUCAUCAUCGGACAAGCGUACUCAACUCAAAAACCUUGGUCACUGGUUGGGUAGUAUGACGUUAGCCCGGGAUCGUCCUAUUCUCCAUAAAAAUGUUGCGUUCAAGAAGCUUUUGAUUGAAGGAUAUGAUUUGGGAAAACUAGCUGUUGUCUUGCCAUUCGUAUGCAAAACAUUGGAGCGAGCUUCUUCUUCGACGGUAUUUCUACCUCCAAAUCCUUGGCUAAUGGGGCUAAUGCACGUUCUUUCGGAGCUCUAUCAAUAUGCUGAAUUAAAGCUGAACUUGAAGUUUGAGAUUGAAGUUCUCUGCAAUCAACUGGAUCUGGACAUUAAUACUGUUGUUGCUUCCACCAUCGUUCGCAACAGGCCUAGCGAGACCGAACUCCAUGAUGCUCAAAGUGCGAACUUGGCUCAAGAAUUGGACAGCUUACGAAUUCAGGGAAAUGAGCAUUUGGGUCCUGUUACUGGGGUUGCUAACUUACCAAGACCGAAUCUCAAUCUCCCGAAUAAUGGAAAUACUAGUAAUAUGGAGAACGAACUCUCUGUUUAUUCUUCUAUUAUUAAUCAGCUUGCGCUUGUUGGUAACACAGGAUUCGUUACUCAUCCAACAUUGAAACAGAUAUUUUCGCUUGCGAUUGACAAGUCUAUUAGGGAAGUUCUUCCACACGUUGUCGAAAGGUCGUCCACGAUUGCUUCUUUGGCGGCCCGUGAGUUGAUCACGAAAGAUUUUGCUUUAGAAGAAGAUGAGCAAAAGCUUCGUAUUGCCGCGAAGAACGUUGUUCGCGUUUUAGCUGGGAGCAUAUCUUUGGUUACCUGUAAGGAACCUGUUCGUGAAACACUUGUAACAAAUCUCCGCAGCAUGAUGGUCUCCAAUGGUUAUGCUGAUUACACUGUUUUGUUAGAACAGGUUGUUUUGGCAGUAAAUGACAAUGUCGACAUAAUCUGUUCUAUUGUUGAGGAUGCUGCUGUGGAGAAAUCGUAUGCUCAGAUUGAAGAGGUAUUGGGUCAGGCCUAUUUCAGUCGAAAACGCCAUCGUGAGUCACAUACCAAUCAACCUUUUGUUGACCCUCAACUUAAUUCAAGAUAUCCAUUACAGUUGCCUGAUCCCUUCCGCCUUAAACCUGGUGGGCUCCUUCCCCAACAGUUCGCUAUAUAUGAAAACUUUGGAAAAUACAGACCUGCUGUUGAGUAUGGUGUUGAUACACGGCAAGCCCCUGACACAAGACAGUCAAUACAGGUUCAAAACCAAAGUCAACAAACUCAAGUUUUGCUUGACGAGUCUCCAUAUCCUGGAAAUGCCUCUUUAAAGGGACAGGCUGUUAUGGCCCCCAAUGGAACUUCACCAGCUUUGUUUGACCAAUUGAUUAUGCAAAUUCAGAAUGCAAUUGAUUCUUUAGAAAAGCUUAUCAAGGAAUCCAGUGAAGUUUCAAUCACUCAAUUGACACCUGAUCAUAGAAUUUCAGUUCUGAUAUCCCAAAUCCUCACAGUCACCAGUCGCAGCUCGUUUAGAGAUGAUAUUAUUUUGAAAACAUCUCAAAUGACUGUCAGUACGUUAUUUAUGUUAACAGAUUCCCAAUUGGGAAGAGAGGUUUUAUGCUUCUUACUUGACAAGCUUUGUCAAAUGUCAUCAGCUACUGCGAAGGAAGUUGUUCUCUGGCUUAUUUAUUCAGAUGACGAAAGAAAGUAUAACGUUGCUGUGAUGGUUACGUUAAUCAAGGCUAAGCUUAUCACUGUAAGUGAAAUCGAUGCGAAUCUCGCCAAACAAGUCUUGGCGAAAAUCCCAUCGGCUAUAUCUUUUGCCGCUGGCUUGAUCAAAGAAGUUGUACUAUCUAAUGAUCCAAUAUGCUUGAGAACCGAUUUUACUGGAAGUCUGGAAGCAUUAGAGGUACUAGCGAAGGAAGAACCACCAAACAGUAUUGCCGUGGAUUUGUUGAACUGUUUAGAGGAAGCAAAGCCUAAAAGCAUCUUGAAAGAACAACAGCCAGCCGAAGUCUCAGAAAAAUCUGACGAGGAUAAUGGCAAAGAUGAAGCAAAUAAGGGUGCUAGCGCUAUAUCGCUCAAGGAGCAGAUGGGAUACAUUUUUGCUGAAUGGUCGAGAUUGGCCCAACACCCCAGUAGCACUGAGAGAUCUCUUCAUAUUUUUGUCUACGAGCUAUCGAAACAGGGAAUUUUGAACGAUAGCGAGUUGCUGUACACAUUGAUUAGAUCUGCUGUUGAAAUUUCUGUUGAUAGCUAUAAAAAGUCUACUGGUUCUGAAGCGUUUUUGGCCGUGGACUCUCUAGCAAAACUUUUCGUGACAAUUAUAGAGACGAGUAAGAAGAUGGAGAUGAGUCGUAGAGUAGAAUAUGCUAAGAUUAUCACAUCAGUUAUUCUUCUCAAUCUUGCUGCUGAUCAUGAAACUGAAUUGGAAAAUUUUAAUGGGAGACCAUAUUUCAGAUUAUUUUCGACCCUACUUUAUGAACUAACUGAACUAAAAGAGGAUUCGGAGGAGUUUAAGCAUGAAGUCCACCUGCUGAUUGCGGAUGCACUUAAUAGCUUACAGCCAUUAGCAUUUCCAGGAUUCAGCUUUGCAUGGAUGACUCUCAUAUCACACCGAUUCUUUUUGCCAAAGUUGAUGGAGAUUCCUGGUAAAAAAGGGUGGGCGUACCUUGCAAAUCUUUUAGGAGCUCUUGUUAAAUUUGAAGGCUGUUAUAUUGAGGGAAAAGAUUUUCCAGAGCCUAUUGCUGUCAUGUACAAGGGCACACUUAGAAUAUUCCUGGUUCUUCUUCAUGAUCACCCGGAAUUCUUGAUUGAAAACCACUACAGCUUGUGUAACAGUAUUCCCCUGAACUUUGUGCAGUUGAGGAAUUUGGUACUCUCUGCAUUUCCAGAAAAUAUUCAGCUACCAGAUCCUCUAACUCAAGGGUUAAAGGUUGAUAAGCUACCAGAGAUAAAGGAGUCCCCUAUACUUGCCAUUGACCCAGAAUUAGAUUUACAGAAGUUUGGUCUCAAAAAGCUUAUUGGUGCUUAUUUAAAAAACCCAUCUCAAGCAUUAGCAAAGGCCCUUGCAGGAGGCUUCAAGACUAAGGCGAGCCAUGAGGUUGGACUAGGGUUCAAUUCAGUUUCUACGAACUACCCUGCUUUGAAUGCCUUGGUUUUAUAUCUAGGAGUUCAAGCUGUUCGGAGCAACCAAGAAACAGCUGGCUCGGGAAAGAUUAAGGCCAAAAAUGAUAAAAGUGACAAGCUUAUUGGCGGCGACGAUGACACAGCACACUUCAAUCGUGACUCAGCGCAUUUGCAACUACUAGCACAACUAAUGAAAGAAUUGGACACAGAGGGAAGGUAUUUCUUAUGCGAGGCCAUUGCUAAUCAAUUGAGAUACCCAAAUGCCCAUACUCAUUUUUUCAGUUGUGUUAUUCUCUCCUUAUUUGGAAAUUAUGGAACCCAGGCUCUGGGAGAUGAUAAACAGACUGUCCAACAUUUGAUUACGCGUGUCCUUCUUGAGCGUAUUAUUUGCAAUCGACCCCACCCUUGGGGCUUGAUGAUCACAUUCACUGAAUUAUUGAAAAAUUCAAACUAUAAAUUCUGGGAUCUUCCGUUUACCAGAAUUACCCCAGAGGUAAGUAUUAAUGAGAAAGAGGCGAACUCAAGGAAAGGUCUGAAGAACUGCACUAACAUGCUGAUACAGAUUGAACGGAUGUUUGCAUCGCUGUAUAGCCAUAUUAGCAAUUCCAACUCGAACAACAGCCCAAAUACUACUGGUGUCCCAAUAGUAUCGGAAACUAUAGUUGAGGGCUAA